GCAGCACAGCUAAUUGCAAUUCAUAAACAUUCCUUACAUUUUGUGUAAAUUGUGCUGUAGUUUAAAAAUGGAUAUAUCCGCCUUGUCGGAGGACAACUUUAGCGCUGCCGAGUGGAUAAAUGCAAACUACAAGAAAUACAUCGAAGAAAACGCCGGCUUAGCGGGAAGCGCUGCUGAGCCGGAUCCGGCAGCCACGUCUUUGGCUUUUAUUCAGAGCUACGUGUCCAAGUUACAGCUUUAUGUGCAACAAGUAAAUUAUGCUGUCGAGGAGUCUAGUCAGCAGGUAGUGGCGAGUAUGCCGCGAAUCGCCAAGGAGGCGGCAACGCUGCAAACCGAUGUUGAGCAGCUGCAGAAGCGUAUGAGUGCCAUGCGCCAGGAAGUUGCGGCCGUCCAGGACGAGACAGGUGAUUGCAUGGCCACAUUGGAGCGCCUCAAUGCUAUGCAAACAAAACUCCAAGCAGCAAAAGAAUCCCUGCAGGAAUCCGAUGGCUGGGGCAAUCUUUUGGCCGAACUAGAGGAUUGUUUCGAGCGCAACGAUCUGAAAGGGGCUUGUGAAAAGCUGGCGCAGCUCCAAAAAUCUCUGCAAGCUCAGGAACAACUGCCCGGCCAUGCGGAGCGUCUCACUCAGGUUGAGGAUUUCAAGAAUCGGCUUGAGGCUUUGGCCUCGCCCAGCGUGGUGCAAUGUUUCGCCGAAUCGCAUCUGGAGCAGGCACAGCGCUAUGUGCAGAUCUUCACCAGCAUCCAGCGCCUGCCUCAGCUCCAGCAAUAUUACCGAGCCGUGCAAAAGAAUACGUUGCAGCAACAGUGGAAGCAAACGCUGGAGCUACAGGCAGCCGAAACGCAACAACAGCAGCAACAUUUCCUUACACUCUACUAUGAUCAGUUGCUGGAGCAUUGCCAGCGUCAGCUCAAGUGGUGUACUCAGCUGUUUAAUGAUGAUCCGGCCGAAGGACAGGCACAGCCUUUUCGGGUCAUUGCCGAACUGCUGCCGGCAUUGCAACCUACACGUGAUGCCCAUAUUUUGCAAUUGCUGAAGACAUCCAACGAGCGCCUGGAACUUCUCGCCCAGUUCGCCCAAGCCAAUGAUAGUUUUGUACUGCAUCUGAACGCAUUUCUGGCGCAGUCCAACAUCAAACUGCCGGCGGAUUUGAUGAGUCAACUGGGCGAUGCAAUCUACGAGUAUUUCUAUAAGUUCAUACAGCAGUAUCCGCGGUUGGAAGAGACACAAUUAUCCACGCAAGUGGAUCGGCUACUGGCGAACCAGUCCACGCCCAGCGAAGCAGUGCGUCAUCUGGAGGAGAGCACACGGAAGUUAUACGAAUGGUUGCAGCAGGCAUGCGUCCGCUGUUCCGAUAUCACCAACGACCUCGCCCUUUGCAAACUCGUAACGCUGCUAAAUGGAAUUUUCAAGCGCCAGUUAGAGAGCUUCAGCAAAUCGCAGCGUCAGCUUAGCUUGAGCGUGGGCAGCAGCAGUGAGACGGCGCGCAGUGAGAAUUGGUCGCUGCUCCAGUACACCAUGUCCCAAUUGCAAUGUCUGGCCGACUUUCAGUUGCAGCUCCACAAAUUCGAAGAGAUGCUGCACACGCGCAUGUCCACAUUGUCGGAACGACUGCAGCAAAGUGCGAACGGAAGCGCUAUCAGCAUCUAUCGGACGUAUGAUCGAGCGGCACAACAACAGCUCCUCGCCAGCAUUGCUGACUAUCAACAGAAGCGCGCCGAGGCCACCGCCACAGCGACCAAUGUUGACACCCUGGGUAUAUUUCCACAAGUCUACAGUAGCCUCAAGACGCACUUUACUGAGACGCACGACAUUACCCUGAACAUUUUACUGCAGCCUAUCGAGGUUCAUUUGGCCCACAUUCGACCGCCAGUCGAUGCGCAGGCCCAUCCUUCUGCGGCCAUGGACCUGCCCGCCUUCAGCUUUGCGCCCCAGGAAUGCAUCACACAAAUUGGCCAAUAUUUGCUCACACUGCCGCAACAUUUGGAACCGUUGUUACUCUCACCGUCGGCACUGCUGAAACAGGCCUUGGAGCUGUGCAAUAUCAAGUAUAUCCAGUCCAUACCCUGUGCGGAUGUGCUCCUUUCGCUCGUCGUUGAACAGUGCUGCGUGCUAUAUCAAGCGCAGAUUCUGCAAAUCAAGUCUCUGCCCGCCUCGGCAGCCACCCAACUGGCAGUCGAUAUUGAGUACUUGUCCAAUGUAUUGGAGGAGUUAGGUUUGAACAUCAAUUUGCAGUUGUCCCACAUUUUAAUUCUACUUAAGGCCGCUCCGGAUCAAUAUCUGAUACUUAGCAGCGGCUGUGAGCCACGUCUGGUUACGGCCAUUCGCCAAAUGCGCAACAUAAUAUCGACGCAAUAAAUAUUUGUAAUAUUAAUAACCAUUUACCUAUAAACAUAUGUAUACAUUGAUAACAUUAUUAAAAAUUGGGCUUUAAUAUUUAAUAGCUUUCAAAGCCCCAGCUUGCCUGCUA
This is a messenger RNA of Scaptodrosophila lebanonensis, 2468 nucleotides long. It is a transcript of the gene Cog7, whose product is annotated as conserved oligomeric Golgi complex subunit 7. NCBI's taxonomy places the organism in Eukaryota, Metazoa, Arthropoda, Insecta, Diptera, Drosophilidae. The record is from RefSeq and is a predicted model, not a curated record. The coding region runs from base 68 to 2356 and encodes 762 amino acids. Gene Ontology annotation, cellular component: COG complex. Gene Ontology annotation, biological process: retrograde vesicle-mediated transport, Golgi to endoplasmic reticulum; Golgi organization; intracellular protein transport. The transcript has a single exon.